AUGCCAGAACUGACGAUCGGGAACCACAUCGGCUGUCACGAGUUCGGUGGGAAUGAGUUGGUGUUGGCCUCACCCGUCGACUCCGCGGUUGAUUGCAGCUUUCAGUGUCGCACGAAGAGCCUGAGUUUUGAUUACUACGGGGUCAAAGCCGGGCGGAUUUGUUCCUGUUUCGAAAAAGUUGUCAAAAAAUUUUCAGUAACGAACUGCGUCAUGACAUGCCAUGACGGUGAUCUAUGCGGCGGAAAGGAGUUAUACUCUGUGUACUCCAGUGAGAAUGUGGUUAUUGUAGUCGUAAGUGCGUAA
Molecule: messenger RNA, 303 nt
Organism: Helobdella robusta
Lineage: Eukaryota; Metazoa; Annelida; Clitellata; Rhynchobdellida; Glossiphoniidae
Exons: 2
Coding region: 1-303 (100 amino acids)
Source: RefSeq, a predicted model, not a curated record